This is a messenger RNA of Microsporum canis CBS 113480, 1230 nucleotides long. RefSeq names its product mannitol-1-phosphate dehydrogenase. Gene Ontology annotation, cellular component: cytosol. The coding region runs from base 1 to 1230 and encodes 409 amino acids. Gene Ontology annotation, biological process: mannitol catabolic process. The transcript has 2 exons. Gene Ontology annotation, molecular function: mannitol-1-phosphate 5-dehydrogenase activity. NCBI's taxonomy places the organism in Eukaryota, Fungi, Ascomycota, Eurotiomycetes, Onygenales, Arthrodermataceae. The record is from RefSeq and is a predicted model, not a curated record.
AUGUCACCCAAGAAAGCCAUCCAUUUUGGCGGCGGCAACAUCGGCCGUGGCUUCGUGGCCGAGUUUCUCCAUGAGUCGGACUAUGAGGUCGUCUUCAUCGACGUGAUGGACCAGGUCAUCGAUAACCUGCAGAAGACCAAGUCCUACACCGUCACCGAGAUCAGCUCUGAGGGCGAAAACGUCAAGACCAUCACAAACUACCGCGCCAUCAACUCGAAGCACAACCUCGACGAUGUCAUCCGUGAAAUCUCCACCGCAGACGUCGUCACCUGUGCCGUGGGACCUAACAUCCUCAAGUUCAUCGCCUCUCCUAUUGCAAAGGGCAUCGAUGCACGAACCAUCGAACGCCCACUCGCUGUCAUUGCGUGUGAGAAUGCUAUCGGAGCAACCGACACUCUAGCCAACUUCAUCAAGGAACACACAGACAAGGGCCGUCUCGAGAGCCUCUCUGACCGUGCUCGCUUUGCCAACUCGGCCAUUGACCGUAUUGUGCCAACCCAGGACCCCAACUCGGGCCUGAACGUCAAGAUCGAGAAGUUCUACGAAUGGGCUGUUGACCAGACCCCCUUCGGACACUGGGGACACCCGGAGAUCGAUGCCAUCCACUGGGUCGACAACCUGGAGCCCUAUAUCGAGCGUAAGCUCUACACCGUCAACACCGGCCACGCCACUGCCGCAUACUACGGGUAUAACUCUGGAAAGAAGACCAUCUAUGACGCCCUCUCCGACGCACGCAUCAGGAAGAUAGUCGAUGAUGCCCUUAGCGAGACUUCACGGCUGAUCAUUGACAAGCACGGCAUCCCAGCGGAGGAACAGCGUGCGUACGUCAGCGCUAUCAUCGACCGUAUCUCCAACCCAUACCUUGAGGACGUAGUGGAGCGUGUUGGCCGUGCUCCCAUCCGCAAACUUGGCAGAAAAGAACGCUUCAUUGGCCCUGCUGCUCAGCUGGCCGAGAGAGGCGAGAAGGUCGAUGCUCUCAUCGGCGCUGUCGAGCAGGCUUUGCGUUUCCAGAACGUCCCCGGGGAUGACGAGAGCGCUGAGCUUGCCAAGAUCCUUCGUGAGAGGGAUUGCGAAUCCGCGACCCAGAAGCUGACUGGUUUGGAGCCGGGCCACCCCCUGUACGAUCGUGUAGUCGAGAGAGUCAGAAAGGUUCAGAACGAAUCUAGACCUCACGAAAAGCUUCAAAAGGAGCAAGCAGGAACCACUGGAGGAUUCGGACCAAGCCCAUGA